AACAACGGAAUCGAGUGGCCCGGCUACUUCUUAUGUGGUUCGACGUCCUCGGCGUCCCCUCAACGCGACCGAUAAGCUGGGAAGGAAGCGAGAUGGAGACGGCGUUUCAGGAUGGCAAGGAGGAAGUUAUCCAAGCUUGGUAUAUGGAUGACAGUGAGGAAGACCAGAGACUUCCCCAUCACCGUGAACCCAAGGAAUUUGUUUCAUUGGACAAGCUUGCAGAACUGGGAAUUGUCAGCUGGCGCCUGAAUCCUGAUGACUAUGAGAAUGAUGAGGAUUUGAAAAAGAUCCGUGAAGCCAGGGGAUAUUCUUACACGGAUAUAUGUGAUGUGUGCCCAGAAAAGUUGCCAAAUUAUGAGGCUAAGCUGAAGAGUUUCUUUGAAGAGCACCUGCAUACAGAUGAAGAAAUACGUUAUUGCCUUGAAGGAAGUGGUUAUUUUGAUGUGAGAGACAAAAAUGAAUGCUGGAUAAGGAUAGCAGUGAAAAAAGGAGGCAUGAUCGUCUUACCUGCUGGAAUCUAUCAUCGUUUCACACUUGAUACGAACAACUAUAUUAAGGCGAUGCGGCUCUUUGUCGGUGAGCCAGUUUGGACACCCUAUAACCGUCCCCAUGAUCAUCUCCCUGCCAGGCAAGAAUAUCUUAACUCUUUUGUUAUCAAUGAAGCUGGUGACCGGGCUGUCGAAGCUCGUUGAUGUCUACGGAGGACCAAAUCCCGGACCAUUAAAUGUGAAGCCCGAAGAAAAUGUGCUUAAAUAAUAAUAACAACUUGUUUUUUAUGUCUAUGAAGUUGUUGAAUUUGAUGGCAAAUAUCAACCUAUUUAAAAACUGCUUGUGGUCAUUAAUGUAGUUCAUGUUAUGGAGUGGUUUGCUAAAGGAAUGGUGAUGUUUGUAUGCUA
Musa acuminata subsp. malaccensis (wild Malaysian banana) is the source of this 896-nucleotide messenger RNA. RefSeq names its product acireductone dioxygenase 2. NCBI's taxonomy places the organism in Eukaryota, Viridiplantae, Streptophyta, Magnoliopsida, Zingiberales, Musaceae. Gene Ontology annotation, molecular function: acireductone dioxygenase [iron(II)-requiring] activity. The record is from RefSeq and is a predicted model, not a curated record.